This is a messenger RNA of Neofelis nebulosa (Clouded leopard), 975 nucleotides long. It is a transcript of the gene SMIM48, whose product is annotated as dapper homolog 3. Bases 29 to 499 code for a protein of 156 amino acids. The record is from RefSeq and is a predicted model, not a curated record. The transcript has 2 exons. Lineage: Eukaryota; Metazoa; Chordata; Mammalia; Carnivora; Felidae.
UCUCCCCCCGCCACCGCCCCCGGUUGCCAUGGGAACGCGCCGCGGACGCGGGGGGCGGGUCUCGGGCGCGGGGAGGAGCCGGGGAGGCGCGCAGCCCAGCGGCCCCGCCCCCUCCGCGGGCGGACCCUGCGCGCGGCCGAGUCCGCAGCGACCCCCGCGCCCCGCGCCCACGGCGGCCGCGCUCCUCCGGCACGAGCCCCGGGACCCCGCGCAGACCCGCCCGGACCCCGACGCCGACUCCGGGGGCCUGUUCGACGAGCCGCCCCCGGAAGAGCCCCCCGCGGCCCGCGCGCCCCGGUCGGCGUCGGCCGCGGGCAGGAGGGCUGGUCGGCGCGCCGGCGGGAGGGCGCGGGGGGCCCGCGCGGGGCAGCCCCCCAGGGCCGAGACGCGCGCCCCCCCCUCCCCGGACGAGGGCUGCUGCCUGGACCAUUGCCCGCACCUGUCCGUCUUCGUCUACGCGGCCAUCGCCUUCUCCAUCACCUCCUGCUUCUUCAGCUAGGGAGUGGCGCCAUGUGAUCUGAUCAAAGGUUGGCUGUACAUCAGGUGCACGUGAACCCUGUGACCUCACCACAAGGCCCUACCGCUCGUCCCUUGCUCUGUAAAAGUCUGCGGACUGAGGGCCAGAUGUGGCCGAGAAGAGCCGGGCAGCUGGAUGGUUGGCCGCCCGAUCCCGCGUCAGUACGUUACCCCGAAGGAAACUGUUACCUGUGCGGGGUCGCCUGCUGCUCUCUGGUCUCAGAGCCUUCUCGAUCCGGGGGACACUCUACCGCCCGUUCCCCACCUUGUAACGGGACCCAUGUCUGCUCUUUAUUUUCCAUUAACACCGCGCCCAACUGUCUACCUACCAGCUGCCUGGUGCCGCGGCAGCAGGACGGGGGUACCCAGCGGGCACGGGCCUGACACCGAGGGGGAACGCAUACUAGGAAAGCAGGGGAGAAGGCGUCCGAGGAAACCGAAGGUUGGGAUUCGCGGAGA